Molecule: messenger RNA, 507 nt
Organism: Pestalotiopsis fici W106-1
Lineage: Eukaryota; Fungi; Ascomycota; Sordariomycetes; Amphisphaeriales; Sporocadaceae
Exons: 3
Coding region: 1-507 (168 amino acids)
Source: RefSeq, a predicted model, not a curated record
AUGACCUGUCUCCCUACGUGGCCCUUCCUCCUCUUUGGAGUUAUCGAGCCGCUCCUUUUGGUAUGGGCCUACAUCGUAGGCAUGCGCGAUCCCCUCGCCUUCUACGCUGACCAGGUACCAGGCUCGCCAGUCGGAGCGGUCGCGGCCAGUGGUGGUAGUGACCUACUACUCCAACCGCAAAGCCUGAGUCUGGUCCUCCAGCUCCAAAACGUCUACCUGCUCCUGGCGGCCAUGGCGAUCCUGGCCUGCGUCACCGGCCGAGACCCGGCGACGGCGCGUCUGUACCUGGUCGCCGUGGCCCUGGCGGACCUCGGCCACAUCUACGCCAGCUACGCCGCCAUGGGCCCCGACGCCUUUUGGGAUUAUCGCGGUUGGAAUCAAAUGGUAUGGGGCAACGUCGGCGUUAGCGCCUUCUUGCAUAUCAACCGACUGCUGACGGUACUGGGGGUGUUUGGACCCGUUGCUGCCGUCAGCCCAGAGGGUGUCAAGCGUGCGAAGAAGGCUUAA